AUGCCCUGUGUACAAACACAGCACGUAUCCCUGAGCCACGACAGCCACUUCAGCUCCGACUCGUUCGGCCCCGACCUCGGCGCCGAACCGGCGAUGGACAUCGGCGGCGGCCAGAAGGAGCAGCUGUCGACGUCGUUGUUACCCAGCAUCAAUACCUUAGUGGGGAACGGCUACCUAGGGGAAUUCGAUGCUUUUUCUUGCAAGAUUCCCAGCUCGCCUUCCGCGUCUACUCUUUCGUUCGCUCACGCUUCAGUGGGCGAGAGUUCAGAUUGCCAGAUGCAGAACCAAGCCUACAGGCUGGAUGAGCUCCAAGUGUACGGCUGUUACCCGGGCUCCUUCACGCUGAGCUGCGUCGACGAAACGCUGUCGUCGUGCGGCUCCGACUACUACGGCAGUCCGGGGUACCCCGCCGCCUCCCCUCCGGCGGCCGCCGGCUUUCAGACACUCUGCGCGCCCUUGUGGGACUCCCCUUUCGGCCCCUACAAUCCGGCGGAAAAGCCGGCCGCCUUUUUCCCCUUCGGCCCCGCGCCCGAACAUCAGCGCUCGCCCGCGCCGCCCCGCCGGGACGCGCGGCUCGGGCAGAACGAGCCUUUCUUCGCGUCCCCUCAGCAGCAAGCGUCUUCGCUCCAUUGCCCUCCGGCGGCCGCCGAGCACGGCGGCCGCUUCGCGGAGGGGUCGUCCAAAAUCCACAACCCGGCUUUGAGCGAAGGCCGCUGCGCCGUGUGCGGAGACAAAGCGUCCUGCCAGCACUACGGCGUUCGCACCUGUGAAGGCUGCAAAGGUUUUUUCAAACGAACAGUGCAGAAAAAUGCCAAGUACGUUUGCCUGGCCAAUAAAGACUGUCCGGUUGACAAGAGGAGGAGGAACCGUUGCCAGUUCUGCCGUUUCCAGAAAUGUCUUACUGUGGGAAUGGUCAAAGAAGUGGUCCGAACAGACAGUCUGAAAGGUCGCCGGGGUCGCCUGCCGUCCAAACCCAAGACGGUGGCUGAGGCUUCCUCCACUACCCCUAACGUCAACAUCAUUUCCUCAUUAGUACGAGCUCACUUGGACUCCAACCCGACCAUUGGCAAACUGGACUACUCCAAGUAUCAGGAGACGGCGGACAACGUAUCAGAGAAGGAGGAUGCCGGUGACAUCCAGCAGUUCUACGACCUCCUUACCGGAUCAUUGGAAGUCAUUAAAACCUGGGCCGAAACCAUCCCGGGAUUCUCGGACUUUUGCGCGGAGGACCGGCAGCUUCUUCUGGAGUCGGCUUUUGUCGAGCUCUUCAUCCUUCGCCUGGCGUACAGGUCCAACCCGGAGAAGCGCAAGCUGAUCUUCUGUAACGGAGUGGUUCUCCACCGGCUGCAGUGCGUUCGUAGUUUCGGGGACUGGAUGGACUCCAUCGUGGAUUUCUCCCGGAGCCUUCACCGCAUGAACUUGGACGUCUCCCAGUUCGCGUGCCUUUCGGCUCUGGUCAUCAUCACCGAUCGCCACGGGCUGAAAGAACCUAAACGUAUCGAAGACUUCCAAAGCAACCUCAUCUCUUCCUUGAAGGAACACGUGAGCGGAAACCGAUCGGAAAGCGGCCGAAGCCAGCCCAAUUAUCUCUCUCGGCUUCUGUGUAAGCUCCCGGAACUGAGGACUCUUUGCACGCAAGGCCUGCAGCGCAUCUUCUACCUAAAACUGGAAAACCUUGUACCCCCUCCGCCGAUCGUGGAUAAAAUCUUUAUGGAUAUCUUACCCUUCUGA
Messenger RNA from Nerophis lumbriciformis (worm pipefish), 1731 nucleotides. NCBI's taxonomy places the organism in Eukaryota, Metazoa, Chordata, Actinopteri, Syngnathiformes, Syngnathidae. The record is from RefSeq and is a predicted model, not a curated record.